AUGGGUUCCUCAGUUGUCGGAUGCAAAGACUGUAAUGGAGAGCAUGAAGCUGUCAGUCGCAAGGGUGACAUUUCAUUCCCGGUUCUGGUCCCGAAUAUGAAAGGAUUGGAAGCAGCACUAGCGCUCGACGUCAAGGAGAUCGGUAUCUUUCUCUCAGCCACCGAAGGAUUCAGCCGCAACAACAUCAACUGCAGCGUGGAAGAGUCUCUUGUGAGAGCUCAAGCUGUCAUCGAGCGAGCCCGGGAACAGAAUGUCCGGGUUAGAGGAUAUUUGUCUUGCGUGGUUGAUUGUCCAUAUGAUGGUAGAACAUCGCCAUUGGUAGUGUUGAAGAUGGCAAAGAAGAUGCUGGAGAUGGGUUGCUUCGAAAUCAGUCUCGGUGACACAACAGGAACAGCAACACCGCAAGAUAUCCGUCGACUCCUUGAGGUUUUACUGAGGGAGAUACCUGCCGCCAAACUUGCAGGACACUUCCAUGACUCGUAUGGCCAAGCCAUUGCUAAUGUCAAGGAAGCCUAUCGAUUGGGCAUAAGAGCAUUCGACAGCAGUGUAGGUGGUCUGGGCGGUUGUCCAUAUAGUCCUGGCGCCAAGGGCAAUGUGGCCACUGAGGACCUCGUAGAAACCUUCGAGAACAUGGGUAUCGAUACUGGAGUGAAUCUGGCCAAGCUUGCCAGGAUUGGUGACUGGAUCUGUCAACAGCUUCGUGUUCCGAAUGGCAGCCAGGUCGGCUCGGCUCUGAUUGCAAGGAACACUCACAAGCAAACAUCUGCUGUUUCACCAGAGUGGCGUCACCUACCGCGUCUGAUAUACUGA
This is a messenger RNA of Aureobasidium musti, 810 nucleotides long. The record is from the annotation of a GenBank genome assembly. Lineage: Eukaryota; Fungi; Ascomycota; Dothideomycetes; Dothideales; Saccotheciaceae.